Messenger RNA from Kwoniella mangroviensis CBS 8507, 630 nucleotides. RefSeq lists its product as uncharacterized. The coding region runs from base 1 to 630 and encodes 209 amino acids. NCBI's taxonomy places the organism in Eukaryota, Fungi, Basidiomycota, Tremellomycetes, Tremellales, Cryptococcaceae. Gene Ontology annotation, molecular function: protein binding. The transcript is spliced from 2 exons. The record is from RefSeq and is a predicted model, not a curated record.
AUGACAAUCGAUGAAGAUACCCAAACGUCCCUCAAAGCCUCAACUGGCGCUGCGAUCUUCGACGAUCCCGAUGCGGACAUUACUCUUCUUAGUAGCGAUGGACAUGAGAUCAAGGUACAUUCGUACCUGCUGAGAUCAGAGAGUACGGUAUUCCGACAUAUGUUCAACGACAAGAACUUCUUCGACGAUCAUUCACCCCUGUUAUUCGAAGCUGAAGUAUCUGAUAUCCGAUCCCUCAUCUAUCUAAUGGACGCGAAAGACCCCAAUCUGGGCAGCUUGGAACAAUCUUCCCGAUUGCUCGAGUUGUGCGACAAAUAUGGAUUGUACAAGGUCGAGGAACGUAUUCGAAAGAGGAUAGCAAAUCUGGUACCUCAAAAGCCAUGGGAAGGUUUUGUUUUGGCUAGUCGAUUGAAUGAUGUUACUUUGGCCAAGAGUGCCUUGAGAUCAAUGGCCACCCAAAGCAAUACACAAAGUUUCAAUCUAUCUUUAGCUCUCAUCAAAAAAGAAGUAGCCAUCCAACCUACUGUACCAUAUUUGAUUGGUCUACUCAGACCUGCAGGGGAACCUCAAUAUUCUGGUUUAGAUACGAGAGAUUGGUGUAAGAUCGCAGAUCGAUUUAAGCCUCUCUGA